Lachancea lanzarotensis is the source of this 261-nucleotide messenger RNA. RefSeq names its product LALA0S01e11364g1_1. NCBI's taxonomy places the organism in Eukaryota, Fungi, Ascomycota, Saccharomycetes, Saccharomycetales, Saccharomycetaceae. The transcript has a single exon. The record is from RefSeq and is a predicted model, not a curated record. The coding region runs from base 1 to 261 and encodes 86 amino acids.
AUGCCACAAAAAGCUCUCAAAGUCACCAAACAAGCCAAGGACCCCAGAAGAGUAACAAAGAUGCAGAAAAACCUGCGGAAAGCUGCUCCUCUGCAAAUCAAGUCCAAGAAGAAAUCCUUAUCACAUCUUAAAAAACUGAAUAAGGUCUCAUCGCUGACUGUGUCGACUGAGAAACUGAUAGCUAGCCGAGUUGGACAUUUGGAGCUUUUGAAGGGUACCAGAAAAGAACUGGCAAAACAAAAGAAAAAUGACUCCAAAUAA